This is a messenger RNA of Uranotaenia lowii, 3855 nucleotides long. RefSeq lists its product as uncharacterized. The coding region runs from base 1 to 3855 and encodes 1284 amino acids. The transcript has a single exon. Lineage: Eukaryota; Metazoa; Arthropoda; Insecta; Diptera; Culicidae. The record is from RefSeq and is a predicted model, not a curated record. Gene Ontology annotation, molecular function: zinc ion binding; nucleic acid binding.
AUGUUUGACGACAAGAAGCUGAAGUCCAGGAAGCUGAAAAGGGCGAAUAUCAUUGCCGGAAUCAACCGUAUGGAACAGUUCCUGCAUCAAUACGUCGAGGACCAACACCAAGGGGAAGUUCGAUACCGCUUGGAGCGUCUCGAGAAGCUGUGGGAAUCGUUCGACGAAGUGCAGGCGGACUGCGAGGAGCUUGUCGAAGAGGAGGAUGCGGGCACUAAAAAUUUGGAGAUCCGAAGCAAAACCGAAUCAAUUUAUUUCCGGGUCAAAGCUGGUUUAGCUUCCAAGAUCCCGGAAUCGUUUGGGCCCACCGCAUCGACGUCCUAUGCUGCAAAUGAAACAUCCGCCCCCGCCCAUCUUGCGAACAUCAAACUCCCGACGAUCACGCUACCCGAAUUUGAUGGCGAUUUCAAUCAGUGGCUGACGUUUCAUGACACGUUCGUGUCGAUGAUACAUUCGUCGACGGAAAUUUCAUGCGUCCAGAAAUUUCACUACCUUCGCGCUGCCCUCAAGGGUGAGGCAGCUAAUUUAAUCCAGUCGAUUACCAUCACCGCCAACAACUACUCUGUUGCGUGGGAGGCAUUGGUAACGCGUUAUUCGAAUACGACUCUUCUGCGAAAAAAGCACAUCCGAGCCCUGCUCAAGUAUCCCAAAAUCCCGAACAACUCGGUGGAUGCGCUUCAUCGAAUCGUCGACGAAUUCCAGAGGCACACAAAGAUUCUGGAGCAACUCGGAGAACCCGUAAUAUAUUUUAGCUCGAUUCUUAUGGAGCUUUUGGAGGAUAAGCUGGAUGACGCAUCGCUCACCGCCUGGGAGGAAUCCAUUGCCGGUGAUCCCCAUCCAACCUACAACAACAUGAUCGAAUUUUUGCAGAAGAGAACCCGAAUCAUGGAAACGAUCAUGAUCAAUCGGCCAACGUCUAGCCAAACGAAACCCGUUGCUCAAAAUUUUCCUCAGCGCAAACCAGGACCGCGCUUGAGUUCGAAUGCCGUUUCCGAAGGUUACCCUAAAAGCUACCCGAUGUGCCCAGCUUGUGAGAAGGAAAGACAUAGCAUCUACAACUGCCCCGUUUUCAACAGCUUGGACCCGAAAGGCCGGACGAAAAUAGUGACCGAAAAGAAACUGUGUGCCAAUUGCUUCCGAAGUGAUCAUUUCGCCCGAUCGUGCCCGUCGAAAUUUUCCUGCAAGCAUUGCUCCAUGCGCCAUCAUUCGAUGAUUCACUUCGGUCAAGCUGAAUCCACCCGUGCUGCUGCUGAUCCCCCGUCCCGCCCCGAGAAUGUCAACUCACUUGCCGUCGCAAUCACCCCGCAACCUACUGUGUCAUCGAAUCCCGUCGUGAGAUCAUCCCGUGAGAGUGUGCUGCUACCCACAGUAGUGCUAAUCGUCGUCGACGCCUAUGGUCAUCAACACAUAGCCCGUGCCUUGCUGGACACAGGUUCUCAACCGAACGUCAUCAGCGAGAGACUGUGUCAGCAACUGCGUUUGUCCCGUAAGCUGGUUAACAUCGACGUGCGAGGUGUAGAUGGUACCGCAACGAGUGCGAAAUUUGAAAUUCAAGCCGAAAUAAGAUCUCGGGUGAGCGAUUUCUCCGAGAUGUUAGAUUUCCUCGUAUUCCGGAAAGUAACCAGUGACGCCCCCGCAAUUCCCUUCUCGGUUGCCCAAUGGAAAAUUCCCAAAAAUCUCGCUCUCGCCGAUCCAGAUUUUGGCACACCGCGCAAAAUUGACAUGAUUAUCGGUGCUGCUAAUUUCUAUGCCUAUCUGAAGCCAGGUCGCCUCCAGCUUGCAGCAGAUGGCCCUUUGCUGGCCGAAACAGUGUUCGGUUGGCUGGCAACUGGAAAGUUCAACAUGAAAGCCGAACAAGCCAAACAAAAAUCUAUGGCAACUGGUCAUAUGGCGACAGUUGUUCCCGUAGAAGAACUACUUUCCCGGUUUUGGAAGAUAGAAGAUGUUGGUGGAUCCGAUUAUUCUAUCGAUGAGCAGAACUGCGAGAACUACUACCGAUAUACAACCGAUCGUGACUCUUCUGGGCGCUACAUUGUGCGCGUCCCGAAGCACCCCGAAUUCGAGCAGAUGGUGGGAGAAUCGAAAGGUGCUGCUCUCCGUCGGUUUGCCUGGCUCGAGCGGAGGCUGGAGAAGGACGCCGAUCUCAAGAGUCAGUAUCACGACUUCAUGAGAGAAUACAUCGAUCUUGGCCAUAUGGAUCUGGUUCCCCCCGAAUCGGAAAACGUGAAAUCAUGCUAUCUCCCUCACCACCCCGUCGUGAAGGAGUCCAGUUCGACGACAAAAGUUCGAGUCGUGUUCGACGGCUCAGCCAAAACCAGCACCGGCCACUCACUGAACGACUCUCUUCUUGUUGGCCCAGUCGUGCAAGACGAGCUGCUGACGAUCAUCAUCCGAUUCCGAAAAUACCCGAUUGCUUUGGUGGCGGACAUAGCCAAAAUGUAUCGUCAAAUUGUGGUGCACCCAUCGGACCGAUGCUUUCAGCGCAUUCUGUGGCGCUUCAAUCCCGACGAACCCGUCCGAUCGUACGAGCUCCGCACCGUCACCUACGGUCUCGCCCCGUCUUCGUUUUUGGCAACAAGAACUUUGUUGCAGUUGGUGGAAGAUGAAGGCCGUCAGUUCCCGAACGCCUCCGCUGCUGUGCGAAAAAGUGUGUAUGUGGAUGAUUUGAUUGCGGGCGCCAGCAGCGUCGAGGCCGCCGUCGCUCUCCGCACUGAGCUCGAUCAAUUAAUGCUUCGUGGUGGGUUUUGUUUCCGUAAGUGGUGCUCAAACUCUCUGAAAGUUCUCGCCGAUGUUCCAUCAGAGCUACUGGGCACACAAUCAUCGCUGAAGUUCGACCCUGAGGAGACGAUCAAAACUCUCGGCAUAUGCUGGGAGCCCGAAGCCGAUAUUUUCCGAUUCGACGUCAACGUUUCCCCGAGUGAUCAACCCCCGACAAAGAGAAGCAUUCUUUCAGCCAUCGCUAAACUAUACGACCCGCUUGGUUUAAUAGCUCCCGUGGUGAUCGAAGCUAAGAUUCUGAUGCAGCAUAUCUGGUUGCUUGGCCUGGAUUGGGACGAAGAAGUUACCCCGGAGUUGCGCAUCAAAUGGACCGAUUUUUGCCAGCAGCUCCCCCAUCUGCUGGAAUUGCGAAUCGACCGAUUUGCUCUUGCCCACCAAUUCUGCGACGCCCAGCUGCACUGCUUUGUCAACGCUUCAGAAGCAGCUUACGGGGCCUGCAUUUAUGCCCGCUCCGAAGCCCCCGAUGGUACCGUUCAAGUGCACCUGUUGGCGUCGAAAUCAAAAGUUGCCCCCCUCUCGCCGAUCAGUAUACCACGGUUAGAGCUCUGCGCCGCUCUUCUCGGCUCCCGUCUGUAUACAAGAAUCAUCGCAUCGUUGGACGUUGAAUUUUCGUCGUGUUUUUUCUGGUCCGAUUCUAUGGUUGUGCUGCAGUGGAUGAAAUCGCCGCCCCGAACGUGGAAAACUUUCGUAGCAAACCGUAUCGCCGAAAUUCAACAUUCCACCCAAGGUUCUCAAUGGCUGCACGUCGCUGGGAAGCAAAAUCCUGCUGACAUCGUAUCCCGAGGAGUAUCAGCAGAACAGCUGAUCCAAAGCGAGCUAUGGAAACACGGUCCCGCUUGGCUUUCCGAUCCCGUAUCAACUUGGCCAAAACAAUCUCUACCCGCUGUGCUUCCCCCCGAAGAAAUCGAACAGAAAAAGACGACCAUUCUGAGUGCUGUGAUUGCGCCACCCAACAUGUUCGAUAAGUUUUCGUCGUAUCAAGAGCUGCUGCGCACAGUUGCUUACUGUUUGCGCUUUUUUCAACAACGCCCAUCCCCGAAAGCAUCCCGUUCCCGAUUCAGUGCCCGCCGUGUGUGA